Molecule: messenger RNA, 27977 nt
Organism: Podarcis lilfordi (Lilford's wall lizard)
Lineage: Eukaryota; Metazoa; Chordata; Lepidosauria; Squamata; Lacertidae
Source: the annotation of a GenBank genome assembly
CCCCCGCUGAGGAAGUUCGCAUAGGGAACUCCACUUCCCGGCGUGCCUUGCGCGCCAGCCUCUCUCCCUCUCCGUUAUUCAUGACAGAAAGAGCCGGGGAAAGAGACCUCUGACUUGCCGUCUGAGGGAAAAGCACCAUGGAAACGCACAGAGAAAACAACACAGAUCGGGAGAUCACUGAGGGACGGUCCCGGUGGCCAUUUCCCGGCGUGCCUUGCGCGCGCGGUCGGUUGGGAUAAGAAGCCCACCGUUUCCCAGCAUGCCUUGCGGUUUGGGCGAAAGAGCUUAGUUCACCCACAGGGAGCCUUGACUCCGUUUCCCAGCGUGCCUUGCGGUUCUGGCCUUAGGACAGCCGAGUUAACUGUGAGAAGGAGGCGGCGGCCUCCAUUUCCCAGCGUGCCUUGCGGCCCUAGCCUAUUGAAAGCCGAGUCGACUGUCAGGGAAGGAGGCAGGCCCUCGCUUCUUUGAACUCAUUUCCCAGCGGUCCUGGCCUGAAUUAACCCCAUGAGGGAACGCAGGGAGCCCCGGCGCCUUAACUCCUAUUUCCCGGCGCUCCUUGCGGCGGCGGCGGCCUCAAAUUCCCAGCGUGCCUUGCGGUUCCAGCCUAGGACAGCCGAGUUUACUGUGAGAAGGAGCGGCGGCCUCCAUUUCCCAGCGUGCCUUGCGGUUCCGGCCUAGGACAGCCGAGUUAACUGUGAGGCGGCGGCGGCGGCCUUCAUUCCCCAGCGUGCCUUGCGGCCCCAGCCUAUUAAAAGCCGAGUAAAAACUAUCAGGCGCCUUAACUGCUAUUUCCCGGCGCUCCUUGCGGCUGCGGCGGCCUCAAAUUCCCAGCGUGCCUUGCGGUUCCGGCCUAGGACAGCCGAGUUAACUGUGAGGCGGCGGCGGCGGCGGCCUUCAUUCCCCAGCGUGCCUUGCGGCCCUAGCCUAUUAAAAGCCGAGUAAAAACUAUCAGGCGCCUUAACUGCUAUUUCCCGGCGCUCCUUGCGGCUGCGGCGGCCUCAAAUUCCCAGCGUGCCUUGCGGUUUCGGCCUAGGACAGCCGAGUUAACUGUGAGGCGGCGGCGGCCUUCAUUCCCCAGCGUGCCUUGCGGCCCUAGCCUAUUAAAAGCCGAGUAAAAACGUAUCAGGCGCCUUCACUGCUAUUUCCCGGCGCUCCUUGCGGCUGCGGCGGACUCCAUUUCCCAGCGUGCCUCGCGCGCGCGCUGUUUCUGAGGCGAUGUGCUGAGGCGAAGAAGCGCCUCCUCCUCCUCCUUCUUCUUCUUCUCCUUCCUUCUCGCCUCACGGUCGCUCUCGCCGCCGCCGUCAUGCUGGAGGAGGCCGGCGAGGAGGUGCUGGGCUCGGUGCUGCUGAAGGCCUCGUGCCUGCCGCUCAGCUUCCUGCUGGUGGUGCCGGCCGUCCUGCUGCUGCUGCUGGGCCCGCCUCCGGCCUCGGCCGCCCACGAGUUCACCGUCUACCGCAUGCAGCAGUACGAGCUCGGGGGGCAGCCCUACGGUCAGUGAGCCAAAGGGGUUCAGGCGGGGUUCGGGUGGCGGCGGCGCUAACAGGGAAGGCCCGGGAGACGACGACGCUCUCCCCACCCCCCUCCGCCUCUCAUGAGGCGCUUAAAUAACACCCGACACCCCCCCUCAAAUAUCCACGCUACACAGGUACAGAGUUUCCAAGGAACUGUAGUUUUCUCCUCACACUCACAGAACUACAGUUCCCAGGAUCCUUUGGGGGGGAAUCCACGUGCUGACAGCCCCCUUAACGUCAGUGGUUCCUCAUUAGCUAAGAUUCCCCCCACCCCCUGUUUUCCAUAAAGCCAAGCCAUGCCCCCCCUUACUUUUGAACAUUUUGAUUAUUCUUAUUUAUACUCCGCCCCUACUUUUGAACAUUUUCAUUAUUCUUAUUCUUAUUUAUACCCUGCCCAUCUGGCUGAGUUUCCCCAGCCACUCUGGUUGGCUCCCAAUCAAGUGUUAAAAACAGUACAGCAUUAAAUAUUAAAAACUUCCCUAAACAGGGCUGCCUUCAGAUGCCUUUUAAAAGUCUGGUAGUUGUUUAUUCCCUUGACAUCUGGCGGGAGGGCGUUCCACAGGGCGGGCGCCACUACCGAGAAGGCCCUCUGUCUGGUUCCCAGUAACCUCACUUCUCGCAAUGAGGGAACCGCCAGAUAUCUCUGUGGUAGUUUUUGCUAUGUGCCACGGGCCCCCUUGGGUGGGUUUUGCAGGACCCCCCCCCCAAAGUGGGAACCACUGCCCCAACAUAUUAUAAUUAUUAUUUAGUGGGAACCACUGCCCAAAAUAUUAUUUAUUAUUAUUAUUAGUGGGAACCACUGUCCAACAUAUCAUUAUUAUUUAUCCUCCACCUUUUCUGCUGACAGGGACUCGAAAGGUAGAAGCAAGAGCUACUCAAAACCAUGGGGCGGGGGAGAGCAAUAAUUAAAAUACAAUUUUUCCGUUGCAAGCUGCCCUGGGAAUAAAGGAUUGUAAUAAAUUUAAACUUUUUAAAACUUUACGCAUACAUAGUGUUAGAUUAAGUAUGUUAAUGUAAAAAUAGGAGAUUGUGGUAUUUAGUGUCUGCACUGUUUCUGUGGAGGUGCAUGAAAUGUAUACACUGCUUGAUGGUAAAAAAAAAUAUCUCUCAGCGGUUUGCAAAAAGAUAAAACAAUAAAAUCAAGAGGAGGAUCACAGUUGUACUUCAAAACAUAAAAAAGUUAAAAUGCUAAAGCAGAUUUAAAUUACCUCAACUGUCUAAGCAUGUGGGUAGGCUUGUCUAAGCAGGAAUGUUUUUUAGCAGGCGCUCCAAUGUGUACAGUGAAGGCACCUGCUUGUUCUCAAUCGGCAGGGAGUUCCAAAGUGUAGGUGCUGCCUCAGUAAACAAUCUCAUUCUUACAAGCGUGGAAUGGGCGUUAUGUGGCAGCUGUAGCGGAUCCAACUCCAUUGAUGGAAUCAGUCAUGUCAUGUGGGUACGCAGGGUAAGACAAUCUUGUAGGUAAACUGGUUCUUAGCUGCUUUAUAUGUUAAUCGUAACCCCUUGAACUUGGCCUGGUAGCAAAUUGGCAAUGAGUGCAGAUCUCUGAGCGCAAGUGUUACAUGCUGGCAAGGCCUCGCUGCUGUCAGCAACCGUGUUGCAGCAUUCUGAUUGCUGCUUCUAUGGCUCACAGCCUGUGGUUUGUCGGGUAAGAGCUAUCCAACAAAGCUCUGUUCAGAUGAUACGCUAAGCUGAAACUAAACCAUGGCUUAGCGGUAGAAUGACCAGGGAGGGGCAGUGCAGGUGGUCUGACUUAGUAUAAGACAGCUCCCUACAUUUGUGUAUUGUAUUUAAAUAAUGUAGGUGGAUCAGUUUUAACAGUGUGUGUGUAGCAAUAUACAAUGAUGAAACCGUGCAGUGUGUUCUGAUUUCCUGAUAAGGGAGUUCUCCUGCUUAAAGGUUUCUAGCCAGCCGUACUCUCCUGCAGCAGAACUCUGCCACCAGCCCUCUUUUUCCUCUUCCAACUGACAAGUCAACAUUUAUUUUUGUUUUGUAAAAUUCGUGUACUGCUUGAUUGCAACCCCCCCCCAACCAACCCUCAAAGCAGUUUACAAAAAGGGUAAAAGAAUAAAAUUAAGAAGAAAUUGCAACCAUACUUUCAAAACAUGCAAACAGUUAUAUUACCAAAACAGAUUAAAAUUACCUCCACUUAGAAUUGCAGAGUUGGACUAGUCCAACCCCCUGUAAUGCAGGCAUCUUUGCCCAACAUGGGGCUUGAACACACAACCCUGAGAUGAAGAGUUUCAUACUUUACCAGUUGAUCUAUCCCUGGGUGCCUCCCUUAGUUUUCCUUCUUCUAAAGACCUUUUGUGUUUCGGCAAAACUUGUUCUCCACAGCAUGCAAACACCUCCCUCUUGUUUUUCUGUGGCUACAUUUUGGUUGCAGUCCUCUCAAGUCACCACCCAAAUUCUCUGUGCUGUGUAGCGAGUCGAAAGAUGUAAUUAAUAUUUAUAAAACUGAAAUUUAUUAGGAACAGGAAUUGGCCUUAUACAAGAGCUGUCCAGCGUUGCAGGCCAGAGUCAUUCUCAGCCCUGCCUGGAUAUGCAAGGUGGUGUAAGAAUAUAGCAUUUAUUUUUGCAAGCUUUGUAAUAAAGAAUAUAAUACUAAUCCUGUAAAGUCUCCCAUAUGUAAAUAUAGAGAUUUUUGUAUGUAUGCAUGCAUGUAAUGCUAAAUUGUACCACUCCGCAGUUGAAACUUGCAGUUUAAAAGAAGCUGCACCCCAAUUCUGUGCAAGCCUAUUCAGAAGCAAAGCCUGCUCUGUUGAAUGUAACUGGCACAGAGAUAAGCAAGAACAGGAUUUCAGCCGUAGAUGAUUAGUCACCUGAGUUCUAAAUGAUUAAUUGACUAAGGCUGCAAUCCAAAACCACUCUUGCGAAAGAGUAAGGCCUCAUUGAACUAAGUGGGCUUGCUUCUGUGCAAUCAAGCCUAGGGUUGUGUUGAAAAUUUGGGUGUGAAGAAAUCCUUCUGAAGGAAGGGCAAGUAUUUUUCCUUGCUCUUGGGUGACGCAUGCAUAUGUUGUAGCAGGUGCUGCCGUCAAAUAGGCAUUCUGUCCUGUGUGUGAGAGGCAGACAAGACGACAUGCCUUUUCUAAGCAUGUCUGCUUUUUUAUUUUUUUUGGUAAGCAUGAAAACAAGAAAUACCUUUAAAUAUAGGAAAGCAGCAGUCUGCUCAGCUAAUUGGGCGGUGCAGGGAACACACAAGUGUGGCCUUUAGAUGCUGUUGAGCUGCAACUCACAUCAUCCCAGAUUCUUUGUUCAUGCUGGUUGGGGCUGAUUGGAAUUGUAGUGCUAAGAUUUAUGGAAUCGUCUCUGCCGCACUUCCACUUCAUAGGGCUGUGUACAGGUAGGUGAGCACACUAUGUGCAUGAGAGCUAGAAUAAUAAUAAUAGUAAUAUAUAUUGCUUGGUAUGGGAGCAGAGUAAGAUCAGCUGUCCUGUUAACUUGCCCCGCCCACUCCAAAUUUCCAUCCUGUGGCUUUAUAGACAUCUUUGGGCACAGUAGGGCAGCAGUUAAGAGGUCUCCCCACUGUGCUUCUCUUUAUAAGUUCAGCUCCUGCCCGAUUGGCCAGGAGAAACUAGAGCCUCCCUUUGAACUCCUCACUAUUAAAGACACACUUGCCCUGCAAGAGGCAGCAAUUGGUAUUUUUGCGCCCACUUUUACAAGCUAAGCAGCUGCUCUAGUUAAAACGUAUUUCCACGCAGCAGGUGUAGCCUCCAGGCUCAUGUGUUAUUUCCCCUCUCCAGCUCUUCCAGUCAUUCACUUCUCACAGUGCGUGACCGACUCCUUACUGGGGCUGCUGUAAAUCAAGACAGGUUCCUAGCCAUCUUGGUUGCUUUAUUUAGCUAAGACCACCAGUCUUGGAAGCAAGUGCCCGGUUUCAUGCAGCUGCUCUGUGAGGAUCUGCAAGGGAGGGAGAGACUUUGGAGAGGGAUGAUGACAGGCAGGGUUUUAACACGCAUGGGUGUAGAAAGCUGUUUCAUAUUGAGUCGUGCUACCAGUCCAUUUAUCUCAGUGGUAUCUGGCCUAUGGCUUAGAACAGGGCUCUGGACAGAGGUGUGUCCCUUUUAAUGGCAGGUGUCAGGAUUCAACCUGGGAUCUUAUGCAUGAAAAAGCACGUGUUUUAUCACUGGCUGACACCCCCUUCCUGUUUCUAGGGGAGGAUUGUCAAGGAGACAGCUGGAGAUUUUUGGGUUGGGUUUUUUUUUUUACAAUUACCGUAUUUUUCGCUCUAUAAGACGCACCAGACCACAAGACGCACCUAGUUUUUGGAGGAGGAAAACAAGAAAAAAAUCUGAAUCUCAGACGCCAGAACAGCAAGAGGGAUUGCUGCGCAGUGAAAGCAACAAUCCCUCUUGCUGUUCUGGCUUCUGGGAUAGCUGCGCAGCCUGCAUUCGCUCCAUAAGACGCACACACAUCUCCCCUUACUUUUUAGGAGGGAAAAAGUGAGUCUUAUAGAGCAAAAAAUACGGUAUAUUGUCAAACUGCUGUGCAAAUAAGUUACAUUAGGAUUAAAAGGGUUCACUGUGAUGGCACUAGGGAACUAUCUGUACAUUUCCCUAACCACUCAAAACAGAUACACUGAGUGGCAACGAGCAGACACCAAAAAUGAGCUAUAAUCUGGGGGAAAUUUUGGAGGGAAGAUUUCAACGACAGCUGCAGAGCCCUCAGUGGUACCUAGAUAUUUUGCCUUGUUUCUCAUUCUUGAAAACAUGUCUCACAAAGUUAGCAUCCUACACAUAUUUUUGUACUACACAGCUUGGAUUAAGUAACUGGUGAGCUGUAACGGAAUCGUCCACUACUCUUCCAAUCUAAAGACAAUAUUCCUGCUCCCUACAGGUGAAAGGUGGACACCUAUUUGCUUCCCCCUACCCCCAAACAAAAAGAGUGCUGCUGAAUCAGGCCAGGGACUCCUCUAGUCAAGCAUUCUCUUCUCCCGUUUGUCAGUCAAAUGUCAGGCGCUUAACUGCUUGUGAAACCUAGCAACUAGCUUUCAAAGGCAUAUGCUGCCUCUUAAUUCUGAAAGUAAUACAGUGGUACUUCAGGUUAAGUACUUAGUUCAUUCCGGAGGUCCGUUCUUAACCUGAAACUGUUCUUAACCUGAAGCACCAUUUUAGCUAAUGGGGCCUCCUGCCACCACGCCGCCGGAGCAUGAUUUCUGUUCUCAUCCUGAAGCAAAGUUCUUAACCCGAUGUACUAUUUCUGGGUUAGCGGAGUCUGUAACUUGAAGCGUAUGUAACCUGAAGCGUAUGUAACCCGAGGUACCACUGUAUAUGGCCAUCAAGUAACUAUUGAUAGAUUUAUCCUGCAUGAAUUUUAUGAUCUCCUUUUUAAAGCCAUCUAAGUUGGUAGCCAUUGUGGUUUGUGAAUUCCAUAGCUGUUUCUUCUUCUUUGGCAAUCCCUCGUAGCCGAGUAAGAUUGUCUUCUAUGAGCACGGUCUUAACAGUGAAUCCGUAAGUGACUGGAGGCCAAUUCUGGAUCCACACACCCUUCCAAAGUGGGGACAUAGGUUUCUGGGUGGGACUUGGUCAUGGCGAGGGUUUGCAAAACGUGCCUUCCUCUUAGCACAUUUCUCCCUUUUGUCCUGAUUUUGAGCGUCUUCAAAGACCAUGACACCUUUGGUAAAGGCUGCUUUGGAGGGCUUGCAGGCCAGUGUUUCCCAGUUGUCGGUGUUUAUACUACAUUUUUUUUUAGAUUUGCAUUGAGAGAGUCUUUAAACCUCUUUUGUUGACGACCAGCAUUACACUUUCCAUUUUUAAGUUUGGAAUAGAGUAGUUGCUUUGGAAGACGUUAAUCAGGCAUCUGAACAACAUAACCAGUCCAACAAAGUUGAUGUUGAAGAAUCAUUGCUUCCACACUGGUGAUCUUUGCUUCUUCUAGUACACUGGCAUUAGUUCGCCUGUCUUCCCAAGUGAUCUGUAAAAUUGAAUGGAAUUUUACCAUUGGUGAAAUGUUUCAAGGAGUUGGAGAUGUUGUUUAUAAGUGGUCUAUAUUUCACAAGCGUACAGUAAGUUUGGUAGCCACAGUUUAUGCCCUGUGUGACAAAGGUUUUCCUUUUGUCGGUCCUGAACCUUCCAUGCUUCAGCUUCAUUGCAUGCCCCCAAGUUAUCGUAUUCAGAAUCUAUUUCCUCCACACAACGCAUAACCUCUUAUCAUGUUCUCCGCCCACUUAGCUGCCUUUUUUUCUAAGCUAAUGAGUCCCAGAUGUUGUAACCUUUCCUCAUGGGAGAGUUGCUCCAGUCCCUUGAUCAUUUUGGUUCCCCUUUUCUGGAUCUCUUCCAGCUCUGUAGUAACCUUUCCAAGGUGAGGCAACCAGAACUGUGCAGCAGUAUCGCAAGUGUGGUCUCGCUGUAGAUUUGUAUAAUGGCAUUAUCGUAGUAGUCGUUGUAUUUCCAGUCCCUUUCCUAAUGAUCCCUAACAUGGAAUUCACCUUUUUCACAGCUGCCGCACACUGGGUCGACAUUUUCAUCGAGCUAUCCACCAUGGCCCCAAGAUGUCUUUCCUGGUCAGUCACCACCAGGUCAGACCCUGUUAGCGUCUAUGUGAAGUUAGGAAUUUUUGCCCCAAUGUGCGUCAUUUUACACUUGCUUACACUGAAUUGCAUUUGCCAUUUUACUGCCUUUCUGCAUGGUUUGGAGAGAACUUUUUGAAACUGCUGCUGCUACUAUAACUUUUUGUUUUUACCACCCUGUGUGAUUUGGUGUAAUAGACCCAAAAGCGAAACAUUAAAAUAAGCAAGUAUGCCAAUUGCAAUAAAGAAAGGCAGUGCAGUUAUUAAAGUAGUUUAAAAUAAAACCGUACAGAUAAAAUUGCUUUGACAUCAAAAUGCACCCCAGUCACAGCGGGUGGAGAAGCUGUGCAUUAAAUUGUAGCUCUACACUAGAGUGUGGCUCACAUGCUGUCGCGGCUCACUUCCUUUCCAAAUCGUGUCACACGGUGAGUUUGGGAGUUGACAGUUCAUGGCGUGAGCCCCCACAACAAAGGCAUGUGGCAUUCCCACUGCGUGGCUUCUACUAAGCUUUUUCAACUCUGCUCUCUUGGCAAGAUCUACACCUGCCAACGUUGGCAAAGCAUCUUCAGAACUGAUCACUGAACGCUCCUGAUGGUACCAGCCCUUCAUAGUCAAUACUACACAACCUGAGAAUUGACCUUAAAGGGUUGGGGAGGUGUUGUUAUUGAUUUAUUUAAAGACCUUUUUUUUAAAUCCCAUUCUCCAGCCAGUGAAGAUUCCCAGAGCAGCUUAGUAAUCACUCCACUCCCCUAAAAAGGCACAGUCUCUGCCCACAAACUUAAAAUUCCAAAAAAGACAUGCGAGAAAAGGAACAGAUUAGGAGGGAGGAGGAAACAGGCAAUUAAGCAUUCACAUUCUCUUUUUAGGACAUGGGGAGGCCUCAUAUCUGUGGAUCUAAAGUACCUUCAUGGCUACGUACUAGGCCCCUUUCUCUGCUUUUGACAGGCACUCGGAAUGCCGUGCUAAAUACAGAGGCUCGCACAGUGGAGGCGGAUGUCUUGAGCCGCCGCUGCGUGAUGAUGCGGCUGAUGGACUUCUCCUACGAACAGUACCAGAAGGCGCUUCGCCAGUCGGCCGGUGCCGUGGUGAUCAUCCUGCCACAGAACAUGUAUUCGGUGCCUCAGGAUGUCAUCCGGGUAAGCAUCCCUUUGAGGCCCCUGCCUUAUGUUCAUAAUUGUGCUUCAGCGUGCUGAAACUGCCUCCCCUGCUUAAUUCCAGAAAUCCUUAUGCCACCUGUAAUCAAGCCGAUAUUAUGGCUUCUACCUGGACCCCGAGAUCAUCCUCUGAGGACCUUCUUUGUGUGCCUCCUCCAAGUGAGGUCCGGAGGGUGAGCAGAGUCCUCCUCUGCAAGUCACUGAGUCUUUUAUCUGCUCCUCCUCAGCAAUUCAUGGAGAUUGAGCCAGAAAUGCUGGCGAUGGAAACCAUUGUGCCGGUCUACUUUGCUGAGGAAGAUGAUGAUCUCCUCUCGAUCUACGAGCAAACGCAGGCGGCUUCUGCGUCGCAAGGCUCAGCUUCAGCUGCUGAAGGUAGGCCUCUUUCAAAAAAAUAACUGGGAUUAGCUUCAGGGGUUGCCUCCCUUUAAGACUAUCUUCCAAGGGCCUUUUCAGAGGUGGCACCUCAUAUUUGGAACAGCAACUCCAGAUAGAUCCAACAGGCUUUGCUACUGGUAUAAGAGAGGGAUCAUAAAAAAAAGCUUGGCAGGUGUUGGGAAAGAUCCAGCUCUAGAAUACUAUACCCCCUUAUCUGGGAUUAAACACCAUGGGACUCAGUGGGUUUUGUUUUUUAGUAGACAGGCAUAGGACUACAUGGUUACAUUAUGAAGAAGCCUGAGGCAAUGGGUUGUUUCCAACUAAGUUUUACUCAGAACAGACCCAUUGAAAUUCAUAAUAAUUAUUAAUAAUAAUUUUAUUAUUUAUACCCCGCCCAUCUGGCUGCGUUUCCCAGACACUCUGGGCGGCUCCCAACAGAAUAUAAAAAACACAAUCAAACAUUAAAAACUUCCCCAACAGGGCUGCCUUCAGAUGUCUUCUAAAAGUCAGAUAGUUGUUUAUUUCCUUGACAUCUGGUGGGAGGGCGUUCCACAGGGCGGGUGCGACUACUGAGAAGACCCUCUGCCUGGUUCCCUGUAACCUCACAGUGAGGGAACUGCCAGAAGGCCCUCGGAGCUGGACCUCAGUGUCUGGGCUGAAUGAUGGGGGUGGAGACGCUCCUUCAGGUCUACAGGGCAGAGUCCGUUUAGGGCUUUAAAGGUCAGCACUAACACUUUGAAUUGUGAUCAGAAAUGUAUACAUGAACCCAAUUCCUGUUAUAUUUUGAAAACUUAUGUUAAAUAUAAAGAGGCAAACCUUGACUGUGGAUAGAAAAGGCUGUCCAGAAUAUAUAAACCAUGCCGGCUCAAAUCCAUGUGUGUCUUCUAUACUCCCCGCAAUUUGCAAGGUUUCUGAUACUGUUGUGAAUGAAGGCAAAGUGUAGCUGUGUACUCUUACCUUUAUUCACCUGUCUUCUUCCUAGUACUUUUACACACAGCAACUGCCAACGGCUUCCAGAUGGUGACCAGUGGGGCUCAGAGCAAAGCAGUCAGUGACUGGCUCAUCACCAGUGUGGAGGUGAGUUCGGGAGCACUUCCUGGCAUACUGACUUUUCAAGGUUGGAUUACCAUAAUGCACUGUGCGGGGCUUCUUUUGCGCUUGACCCAGAAACUGUAGUUAGGGCAGAGUGCUGCAGCGCAGUUGCUGACAGGAGUGAGAGACCCUAUCAGCUUGUAACACCUCUGCUCAGAGGGCUGAACCGCCCUGUGAUCUUUCGUUGAAGGUCAGUGUACAAAUUUAAUAAACCAGCAAGCAAGCCAACCAAAACCAAGUCUGCACUGGUUGCCAUAUUCCUGCCAGGCCAACUUCAAGGUGUUACUGUCAGUUUGCAUUUCUUGGUGCAGAAGGUAAUUGAUCUAAAGUGUAGAGAUCUUGUCUAUACUAAUUGAUUCAAGAGGGAUCUGGAAGCUUCUCUGUGUGAUACAAACUGAAGUUUCUAGCUAACAAGCAGGCUUCUGUUCUGCCUAGAAACAAGCAAAAGGUUCCUGAUGUUCGGUUUAUACCUUCAGAGAAGCUGAACAGCUGGUUUAAACUGGUCCUGUUAUCUCUUUCACCCAAGGUCAUGCUGAGUUUCACAUUCUGUCUUUCUUUCCUUCUGGUGUGGUGUUCUGUAUAUAGUAUGCUUAAGUGCUUAGUUAUAGUCAGUUUUAUCAGUUAUUGUAAAUUUAGGUUAAGUCUGCUGCAACUGGAUUUCUUAUGGACAGGGCCAGUCCUGAAUGCAUUGGUUUUGUGACCAUUAUUCUCAUUUGCCUUCAGUAGCAGUAAAGCUCUGCUGGAUGGAAUGUUAAUUGCCUCUGGUCUAUUUUGUUUGGGAAUCCUACAACGUGCUAAGUUUAUUUUGCUCUGCUAACUGUAUGUACGUUGGAAUCUGCUCUGGAUCAAUAUGAGCAGAAUUCUUAACAUUUACUUUUGGUACACAUAGUAACUGCCUGGGCCCAGUUUACCUCCACGUUUGCCUUAACCAUUUAUGUGCCCACUCAACUGCGUCGACCUGCAGGGCUGGCACUGUUACAGGUGCCGCAGUAAGUGCUCAUUCUGCCCUUGUAAGAAAUCAUUAAUUUAGUAUGGUGGCACCUGCCCUUUGGAACUCCUUGCCCAUUGACCUCAGUUGGGCACCUUUGCUGUACGCUUUUAUGUGUCUGCUUAAAACAUUCUUUUUCUUUUUAGGCAAGUCUGUCCAGAUACACAAACGUUGACGUGCUUUAAUCUUUUUGCUGUUGAUUUUAAUUAUUUUUGAUUUUUUUUUUUUACUUUUAAAAAUUGAUAAUCUUUAAUAUUUCUUGUAAGCUGCUUAGAGGUUGGUUUUUUAAAAAAAUAAAACACCACGGUGAAAAUGGUGCGUGCUUUCUGUUAAAUAAAAUGGGCACAAAUGUAACUUUGCAAACUCAGGAAGAGCUGGGGCAUGUUUGCUAGGGCCAAGGAGGCACUCGUUUUGGGCUACCAAGCCAAGAGUACAGGUUCCCAGAGUCUAGUCUUAACUACUUUUCACAAGCCUGACUCUUAACCCUGCUUUUAAAAAAAUCAUUUUACUAAAAUUAUUGUUCAAUCAGUGUGCAUCAUGCUUCUGGCGAUUAGAAGCAGACAGUCCUCUUUCUGGAGGAAAAGUCUCUUUCUGGAGGAGUUUACAGUCUAAAUUUUGACAUAGGGGUGAUAAGGAAAUGCAGUGGAAGUGGAUGCAGUAAAUAAGGCAGAGAAAGAAUAUCCAAUCCUUGCAUGUUAUUACUGGUGUGUUUGUUUCCGCCUAGCAUUCUUAGAGAAUUAAUAAGAUUCAUUGUUUGCCAUUUGUCUUACGUAUUUUAUUGUACACUGCCAUGAUAUUAUUAUGAGGCUCCUCCCCCCGAAAAACUCUUCCGAAUUAUUAAUAAAAUCAAUACAUCUGCAUGGGCCUGGUUACAGGCUGGCAGGUUGCGACAGGGCACAAAGUGGUAUAGGCAGCGGUGCCAAAGGCUUUGCAGAAAAGGUGUGAGGAGAGAUUUGAAAGGAGGAGGGAGGCAGUUCGGAGUUUAAGAGAUGAUACGUGAGUCUUUGGGUGGAGCUGGAGACCUUUGGACAGUCGAGGCUUGUGGAGCUCCAGGAGUAAAAGUCAUGAGCAAUAGGCAUAGGUGAGAAGGGCUGGGAAGGAACAAAAAACCCAAAACCAAACCAAGGAGCCUACGCUGGAUAAGGGAGCAGACGAGAAGUCGGUGUAGGGAUUUUGAAAGUGUUCAGAAAUGAUUUACAGCAGAGAUUCUGAAGGUGUUUAGAAAGUGAUUUACAAUAGCAAUAAUACUCUAAGAGCUGUUUGACAAUGGAACAGACUCCCUUGGAAGGUGAUGGACUUCACUGGAGGUUUUUAAGCAGAGCUUGGAUGGCCACCUGUCAAGGAUGCUUUAGCUGAGAUUCCUAAAAUUGCAGGGGGUUGGACUAGAUGACCCUCAGGAUACCUUCCAACUCUACAAUUCCCUAGAUUUCAUGAGGAGGCAGAGGUGAUGUGUGGUGUCUUGCACUGACACAGCGGCAGAAAUGGCCUUGAUGUAAUGAUUCCUCCCCUGCUCCCCUUUCUAGGGUCGGCUGACUGGUCUGGGAGGAGAGGACUUGCCUACUAUUGUAGUAGUCGCUCAUUACGACUCUUUUGGAGUGGCACCGGUAAGUUUCUGUCGGCUGUUGCCCCAUGCUUGCUUAGGCCUUUCUGUAUAACGCAGCAUGGCUCACUUAUGCAAGCCGCCUACGUUGUUAUAGAGAGCCAGUGUGGUGUCGUGGUUAAGAGCGGUAGUCUCGUAAUCUGGGGAACCGGGUUCGCGUCUCCGCUCCUCCACAUGCAGCUGCUGGGUGACCUUGGGCCAGUCACACUUCCUUGAAGUCUCUCAGCCCCACUCACCUCACAAAGUGUUGUGGGGGAGGAAGGGAAAGGAGAAUGUUAGCCGCUUUGAGACUCCUGAAGGGGAGUGAAAGGCGGGAUAUCAAAUCCAAACUCUUCUUCUUCUUAUACACUAACAGUUCCUUUAAAUUUGGGCAGACCUUAUGCAUGAACUGACUAUAGAAUGAUCUGAUCCACUGGGUCUUCUGCUUUGUUUGUUGAACUUUAUGAGUUACUUCUGUUGAAAUUUACAAUUUGCUACUAUGAAUUGUAUACCUUAUUUAUCUAAGAACACAGCCGGUUAAGUCUCAUGUGUUUAUUGAGGAGGGAGCUCACAAGCAGGGCUGGAAGGCAAGCUGCCCUCCCACCUUGACUGUCCUCAGCACCCGGCUGGCCUUCCCUUUUGUGGAUCACAGCUGUUCUAUUUUUAAAAACAAGGUUCAGAUGUCGGUGGCUGUUGCGCCAUUCAGUGGCAAAAAAAUCCCAGCUUCCUGCUGGCUGCCACGUGUGGCAAUGACUUGGCUUGCUCUGCAAGGAUCUGGCUUGCUUCCCGUCCCCCCUUUGCUGGUGUGUCCCCAAACCCAAAGUUGCCCUUAAUAUUGGAUAUUCUUUCCCCCCCCCCCAGUGGCUCUCCCAUGGCGCCGACUCCAACGGCAGUGGAGUCGCCAUGCUCCUGGAACUGGCCAGGCUGUUCUCUCGCCUCUACACGUACAAACGGACACACGCCGGGUAAGUCGAAUUUCUCUUCUGGGAGGCCUUUUGCCCAAAGCGGGGGUGCAAUGGCCAGAAUGUAAGCUUGACCCUUCUCUUUGCCCCCCAGGUAUAAUCUGCUGUUCUUUGCGUCUGGAGGUGGCAAGUUUAACUAUCAAGGGACCAAGCGGUGGCUGGAAGACAACCUGGAUCACACAGGUGCUGUGGGCUUAUUGUUAUAUUCCCCAUAAACCUGGAGGUUCCACGGCCAGGUGGAGGACCUGGCUCAUGAGUUGGCCAGGAGGGGAGAGGAUGCAUCAGGAGGAUGACUGGGAAGCUAUGGGCCUAACUUUCUCACUUUUAGAAAUGGGAGUGUGUAGCUCUCAUAGAAUCAUAGAAUCACAGAAUCAUAGAGUUGGAAGAGACCACAAGGGCCAUCGCGUCCAACCCCCUGCCAAGCAGGAAACACCAUCAGAGCACUCCUGACAUAUGGUUGUCAAGCCUCUGCUUAAAGACCUCCAAAGAAGGAGACUCCACCACACUCCUUGGCAGCAAAUUCCACUGCCGAACAGCUCUUACUGUCAGGAAGUUCUUCCUAAUGUUUAGGUGGAAUCUUCUUUCUUGUAGUUUGGAUCCAUUGCUCCGUGUCCGCUUCUCUGGAGCAGCAGAAAACAACUUUUUUCCCUCCUCUAUCUGACAUCCUUUUCUAUAUUUGAACAUGGCUAUUAUAUCACCCCUUAACCUCCUCUUCUCCAGGCUAAACAUGCCCAGCUCCCUUAGCCGUUCCUCAUAAGGCAUCGUUUCCAGGCCUUUGACCAUUUUGGUUGCCCUCCUCUGGACACGUUCCAGUUUGUCAGUGUCCUUCUUGAACUGUGGUGCCCAGAACUGGACACAGUACUCCAGGUGAGGUCUGACCAGAGCAGAAUACAGUGGCACUAUUACUUCCCUUGAUCUAGAUGCUAUACUCCUCUCAAUAAAUAGCUUGCGACUAUCCCUGGUCUUAGCUGACAAUCAGUGGUUUUUCAUGUUGCAUUAAGAGCAUGCAAAGGGUGUCUCUUCCACCUCCUUCCCCGCCUUGUAACUCUUUGUAGGAUGAUGGCCGUUUCAUGUCCCUGAAUGCCCCUUAUUUCAGAUUCCAGUUUGCUGCAGGACAACGUGGCCUUCGUACUCUGUCUGGACACUCUGGGGAGAGGGAACAGUCUCCACCUACACGUCUCGAAGCCUCCAAAAGAGGGGACCCUUCAACAUGCUUUUCUGAAGGAGCUGGAGCUGGUAAACAAAGGGGGUCAGGCUGGCUUGUGUUGGGCAAGAUGGGAGGGCAGCAGCAGUUGAACACUCAGUGUGCCUUCCUGGCAGAGCAUCCCACUGUGCUCCGGCUAAUGCGGAUGCCUCUUCCCCCUUUUCUGGAGGAAAUAAGGCAGCUGUCCUUACUACAGAAUUACUGUUUCUGGGGGACACAGGUGUGGAGGACUCCCCAGUCCUGUAGGGGUAACUGCCCACCUAAAGGACCAGGUGCACAGCCUGGGAGUCAUGGAGGCACAGGUCAGUUCUGUGUCCAGGGCAGCUGUCUACCAGCUGCAUUGGGUACACCGGCUGAGACCCUACCUGCCUGUGCCCUGUCUCGCCAGAGUGGUCCAUGUUCUGGUUAUCUCCCACUUGGACUACUGCAGUGCACGCUACCUUUGAAGGUGACUUGGAAACUACAGGGUUUCAGGCAGGGGACAGUUGCCAUCCCUACCUGAAGAUGCGGAGGACUGAACCUGAAAGCUGAAUGUGAAGCGGGUGCUCUGCCGCUGAGGCACGGUCCUUUCCUUUAAAAAUUGAAGUAAGAUUCUAGUCCUCAUGUGUAGGGAUAUCGCGGAGUGGGCAGUGGGGUCCGGAGGGAGCACACUCCCCACCAGCAGGCAGCCACAGUCUGCCUGCACGCGUGACCCUGGGGUGCAUAGAAUACUCCCCCCCCCGACAAGCCACAGCUGUCUGAACAUCGUUCCCUCUGUCUGACCUUUUGUGGUCUCAGCAGUCUGCUGUGUCCUGUCUGUAACCUUUGUCCCUGAGACCUUUUGUCUCCUUCGUCAUACACUGUGCAAGGGGAAAAUGACGCGGUGGAAACAGGUGCCAAAAUAACUUUGUACCACCCCACGAUCUCGGGACCGAAGAUGUGUAAAGGUCAUAGCCCAAAAUGUAUCUGCCUGGUUUGCAUAUUUGUCUCAAUAAAAGGAGGCUCCACAGGGCAAGCCAGCAGCUUGCAUGCAGCCCACCUGUGCGCAGCUCACCUGAUGACCAACCCCCAGUCUUGUGCCUUCACUUCACUCAUGACUGUUUUAAAACAGUCCAUUGGUCCAUCUAGCUCAGCAUCAUCCAUGCUGACUGGCAGUGUCUCUCCAGGGUGUCAGGCAGGGAGUCUCUCCCGGUCCUGUCUGGAGAUGAAAAGCAGACCCUCUCUCACUAAGCCCUGUUUAGGGAAGUUUUUAAUGACUGGUGUUUUAAUGUAUUUUUAAUCUUUGUUGGAAGCCGCCCAGAGUGGCUGGGAAAACCCAGCCAGAUGGGUGGGGUAUAAAUAAAUUACUACUACUACUACUACUACUAUUCCCCUUUUGGGAAUAGAUUGGGGUUGCGUAGCAUGGCAAAGGCGCAGACCCUGUUUUAAGAAAAGCAGGGUUGCGAGGGAGUUGCUAACUGUGCCCCGGAGGCGAGUUGCUUGGCGCCUCCUCACCCCUUUCUUUCUGGUGACUUGUCUCCCAGGUGAUUGCCAGCCAGUUCCCAGAGGUGAGGUUCUCCAUGGUGCACAAGAAAAUCAACCUCGCAGAAGACAUGCUGGCCUGGGAGCAUGAGCGCUUUGCCAUCCGACGCCUCCCAGCCUUCACCGUCUCCCACCUCGAGAGCCACCGAGACGGCCUGCGCAAGAGCAUCAUGGACGUGAGGUCAGCCGCUGGGUGAGGAGGCUGCAAUAAGGGCUGGCAGGGGAUGGCGGUAGCUUUCAGAUGCUGGUCUGCUUGCACGUAUGAGCUGAGGAUCAUUAUCAGAAAACGAACCUUGAACUCAUUAGGAAACAUGAAGCUGCCUCUCACUGAGUCAAACUCACCAUUGCCCACACUGGCUGGCAGUAGCUCUCCAGGGGUUCAGACUGGAGCCCUUUCCCAGCAAGGAUGUGGGUGGCACUGUGAUCUAAACUGCUGAGCCUCUUGGGCUUGCCAGUCAGAAGGUCGGCUGUUCUAAUCCCCGUAACGGAGUGAGCUCCCGUUGCUCAGUCCCAGCUCCUGCCAACCUAGCAGUUCAAAAUCACACCAGUGCAAGUAAAUAAAUAGGUACCACUGCGGUGGGAAGGUAAACAGCGUUUCCAUGCGCUCUGGUUUCUGUCACAGGGUCCCGUUGCGCCAGAAGCAGUUUAGUCCUGCUUGCCACAUGACCCGGAAAGCUGUCUGUGGACAAACUCCGGCUCCCUCUGCCUGAAAGCGAGAUGAGCGCCGCAACCCCAUAGUCACCUUUGACUGGGCUUAACCGUCCAGGGGUCCUUUACCUUUUUCCUUUUUCCCCCAGCCCUAACUGGAGAUUCAGGGUUUGAACCUGGAUCCUUCUCCUGGCACAGCAGGUGCUCUGUCAUUCAGCUUACAGCAAUUGUGUAGAGCAUAAACUUGGAGGGCUGCCACUUGGCUCAGGAGCUGAACAUGUGAGAUUACAUUUAGCAGUGGAGACUUAAUAUUACCUGUUGGCAGACAAAAGUUAUGCAGGGGGAAGUGUAGCCAUUUUUCCUUUCUUAAACCACGUAAGCUGUUGCCACGUCUUCUAAACACGAAUUCCACGAGUUCUGGCUGGGAGGCAGGGAGCCUGCUUGUCUGAAUGCUCUCUGAUCUAGCAGGGCAGGCUUAGGCUCUUCUAUCGUUUCUCUUUCUGUCUCUGUCUCCCUCCCCGCCUCACUGCAACGUAACAGUGGGUGGGUGUGGAGGCAUUUUGUACGAAAAGCUUUGUAUGUUUCUCUGGAACCGGAAUUCCUUGCGCAAGUCCAGUAGCAUGCCCUCCGUUGUGUGUGAAGAGUGUGCCAGUGGUGACUUCCAGUUUGGCCCUCGGUCUUGGUAUGAAGUAGGGGUGGGGAAGCCAUGCUGGCCCUCUGGAUGUUGUUGGGACUCAACCCACUUUCAGCACCAGCACCCAACAGGGAUGAUGGGAUGUUGUAGUCCGGCAACACCUGCAGGGUAGUGGUUCAGAGCGAUAGACUCGUAAUCUUGGGAACCGGGUUCGCGUCUCCGCUCCUCCACCUGCAGCUGCUGGGUGACCUUGGGCCAGUCACACUUCCUUGAGGUCUCUCAGCCCCACUCACCUCACAGAGUGUUUGUUGUGGGGGAGGAAGGGAAAGGAGAAUGUUAGCCGCUUUGAGACUCCUUCGGGUAGUGAUAAAGCGGGAUAUCAAAUCCAAACUCUUCUUCUUCUUGUUAACGCCAGUUUGGGGUGGCAAACGCCCUGCAUGUAAUUAUCCAUUCUUACUGGUGUCCUAGCUUUCCUACUGUGCAUAGUUAACACAUAGCACAUAGUUAAACUGUGGAACUCUCUCCCACAGCAGGCAGGGAGGGCCACCAACUUGGACGGCUUUAAAAGAGAGUUAGACCGUGGUUGGAGGCAGUAAUGCUUCUGAAUAACAGUUGUUAGAAACGGCAGGAGGCAAGAAUGCUCUUGUGUUUGGGUCCCGCUUGCAGAUUUCCCGUUGGGGCACCCAGUUGGCCACUGCGAAAACAGGCUGCUGGACUAAAUGGGCCAUUUACCACAUCCAGCAGGGCUAUACUUGCAUUCAUAUAUAUACAGUGGUACCUCGCAAGACAAAAAACUCGCAAGACGAAAGCGUUUUUCGUUUUUGAAGUUGCUUCGCAAGACGAAUUUCCCUAUGGGCUUGCUUCGCAAGACGAAAACGUCUUGCAAGUUUGUUUCCUUUUGGAUUUUCAAUGCAUUCCUAUGGGAAACUGUGCUUCGCAAGACAAAAAAUUCGCAAGACAAAAAAACUCGCAGAACAAAUUAAUUUUGUCUUGCUAGGCACCACUGUACAGUGGUAUCUCGGGUUACAUACGCUUCAAGUUAUAAACUCCGCUAACCCAGAAAUAGUACCUCGGGUUAAGAACUUUGCUUCAGGAUGAGAACAGAAAUCGUGCUCCGGCGCCACAGCAGCAGGGGGCCCCAUUAGCUAAAGUGGUACCUCAGGUUAAGAGCAGUUUCAGGUUAAGAACGGACCUCCAGAACAAAUUAAGUACUUAACCCGAGGUACCACUGUAUAUAUAUAGAGAGAGAGAGAGAAAAAAUUUUUUUAACAACCAGAUUAUCAAUCAAUAUAUAAAGGUAAAGGGACCCCUGACCAUUAGGUCCAGUUGUGGCCGACUCUGGGGUUGCGGCGCUCAUCUCGCUUUAUUGGCCGAGGGAGCCGGCGUACAGCUUCCGGGUCAUGUGGCCAGCAGGACUAAGCCGCUUCUGGCGAACCAGAGCAGCGCACGGAAAUGCCAUUUACCUUCCUGCCAGAGCGGUACCUAUUUAUCUACUUGCACUUUGACAUGCUUUCGAACUGCUAGGUUGGCAGGAGCAGGGACCGAGCAACAGGAGCUCACCCUGUCGCGGGGAUUCGAACCGCCAACCUUCUGAUCGGCAAGCCCUAGGCUCUGUGGUUUAACCCACAGCGCCACCCGCGUCCCUCAAUCAAUAUAUAGCAUUCUUAAUGUGGAGGAGCAUUUUUUUAAAGUGCAGCAUGCGCACCCUUCCCAGCCACCUGGUUAUCUGAAAUGGUUCCUUGCCGAAAGGGGAAAGGGUUGGAAAGGGAGGAGGAAAACAAGCACAGCCAGCCAUCAGUUCUUGAAAGUUACCACUGCAGUUGGGAGUAUCUCCCCCAGAAUUCUACCCCAAGGCUUCAUCAUCUCCAGACUGGCUUGCUGUCAAGGUGGGGGGUGGGAUAGCCAGCUGUAUGAACUGCGUCGUAUGGGCCUUGCUCCCUUUUUUGAGGGAAGACAUCGGUUUGCAUGCUCCCUUCCACGUUUAUGAGGACCAUGGGCUGGUUGUCCCUUUUUAAAGACCUCGGGCCCGAGUGGGACUGCUGGCGGAAGACUGCACAAAUGAGAAACUUGGUAGGCAGUCGUUCAAAUGCCUGCUCUCCCUCCCUCCCAAGAAAAUAUGUUCUUGACACCGCUGUUGCCUUUCCCCUUUGCAGGGCACGGGUCGACCCCAAAAUUCUAACCCGCAACACCCGCAUUGUUGUGGAGGCUUUGACGCGGGUUAUCUACAACCUAACAGAAAAGGUGAGGGAUUUUCUCUUACAUCUGCUCUCCCCCAGGCAGUUUUCGCCAGCCACAGCGGAGGAAGAGGUUCAGCGCGGCCCCAUCACAUUUCCUCAUUUGACUCUCCCCCUCCCAGAACUGUUAGCAGCCGUUCCACCGAUUGCAGCCGAGGGGCCGAUAGGGCAGCAUCAACGGUCAGCUGUAGGCUGCCACUUGACCUGGCUGGAAAGAAGGGGCAACGGGGCCAUUCUGAAAGACCAGCUCCAUUUGGCUCCUUUCCUCCCCUAAACCAUCCCUGGUCUUUGUUGUGAUUAUCAGAUACACUAACAUCGCACUCAAGUGCUGAGUCACGAGGAGCAUGUUGCCAAAACAAGGCUCUUGAGAAACAAGGAGGGAAUAUUAACAUGCUCCAUGGGGAGCAAAAGAAAUUUUAUGCUUGCGGGGAGGGGGGAGCCCUAAUGAGGGACCAGAAAAACCCAAGACAGCACUACAUGGAUUAAGUGUGCUCAGCAGCCACUGAACUGACCAUUGAGGGCUGCAGGGUUGUUCAGAAAGGCUAUUCUGGAAGAAGCCAUGCCUGCCUGACUUGAAACCCAGGGUCAGGAGUGCCCCACAUUAUCUUGCACUUAUAGCAUGAGCAGUGAUGUGUGCUUUCCCAGAAAAUUUUGAACUGGGUGAUUUGCACUGGAAUUUUUUGUUCUGUUUUCCCAGGGAGUGGUCUAAUUUAGCACGCUUGUUUGACUUGUAUUUAGCGAUCAAGGCCAAAAACCUUGAAGCUGCCAAGUUUGCCUAACAUUUUUGCGGUUGGUAGGGACGCGGGUGGCACUGUGGGUUACACCACAGAGCCUAGGACUUGCCGAUCAGAAGGUCGGCGGUUCGAAUCCCCGCGACGGGGUGAGCUCCCAUUGCUCAGUCCCUGCUCCUGCUAACCUAGCAGUUCGAAAGCACGUCAAAGUGCAAGUAGAUAAAUAGGUACCAAUCCGGCGGGAAGGUAAACGGCGUUUCCGUGCACUGCUCUGGUUCGCCAGAAGCGGCUUAGUCAUGCUGGCCACAUGACCCGGAAGCUGCACGCCGGCUCCCUCGGCCUAUAGAGCAUGAUGAGUGCCACAACCCCAGAGUCGGUCACGACUGGACCUAAUGGUCAGGGGUCACUUUACCUUUACCUUUAUUUGCGGUUGGUAUUCAUUCAUUGCUGCUAACAAAAUUAGGAAACGGGGAGCAUCUCGCUCCCACAUCACAUAACUUUAAGAAUUGGUGCCUGAGCGUGCUUGUUUUUCUCUUCCCUCCCCAUCCUUCUCCCCUUUCGGGUUGUGUCUCUUGCAUUGAAAGCCCGUGAGCAGGGGCUGCCUUCAAAAAACAAAAAUAUAGCAGGAUGCCUAAAAUUCCCAAUGUGCUUUAUAGAUGAAAACUUUCCACUGUAUCUGUUCCUCUAGGGAGUACCUGUUGACCUCCAGAUCUUCACAGAACAGAUGGUAAGCAUGCCUUGCUAGUGGGGUCUCUUCCCCACAGGGCAAGGGGAAGCCUGAGGGUGGUGGGGGUUUUAAUCUGCAGGGCAGACCGACUGCCUCUCUCCCUUCCCCACCUCCUUGCCUCUGCAGCAGAUCCAGCAGGAACAGAUGGAGUCCGUGAUGGACUGGCUCACCAGUCAGCCAAGGGCCGCUCAGCUGGUCGACAAAGACAGCACUUUCAUCAACACUCUGGAAUAUUACAUGAGCCGCUACCUGAAAGACGUGAAGCAGCAUCAUGUGAAGGCAGACAAGCGGUAAGAGCAGGGCUGCCCUUUGCUCUUUUCCCUGUUCUGCUCUGGUGCUCUUUUGUGCUGUUAACUGCCCUCAAUAUACACACACACACACCUUUUUUUGACGUGGUUAGAGACAGGGUGGCAUAGAGAGGUAAAAAAGCAUCUCCAGGAAAGACUCUGGGUGGUCCUGGUUCAGGGCCCAGCUGGUUUCUUAAUUAUUGAUGGCAUUUAUACUCUGCUCUUUAGCCAGAAAUGCUUUGAGAGUGGCUUACAAAAAUCAGUAUUCAGACACUCCCUUAGAAAAGCAUGGCAUGGACAUGUAACAGGCUAAAAGAGUAUUGGGAAAUGACUUAUAAUGAAUUGAAAUAAAUGUUUGAAAUUACCAAGGGCAUCUAGUCCAACCCCUGCAAUGCAGGAGUCACAGCUAGUGAAUUCCUGGCAGAUGGCCGUCCAACCUGUUCUUAAAAUCCUCCCAUGAAGGAAAGGCCACCACCAUCUUCUGAGCUUUUCUGUUCCACUGUCCAACAGCUCUUAACCCUCGGAAAGUUAUUCUUAAUAUUGAGCUGGAAUCUCCUUUCAUUACAGUGGUGCCCCGCAAGACGAAUGCCUCGCAAGAUGAAAAACUCGCUAGACGAAAGGGUUUUCCGUUUUUUGAGUCGUUCCGCAAGACGAAUUUCCCUAUGGGCUUGCUUCGCAAGACGAAACAUCUUGCGAGUUUGUUUCCUUUUUCUUAAAGCCGCUAAGCUGCUAAGCCGUUAAUAGCCGCUAAGCCGUUAAUAGCCGCUAAGCCGCUAAUAGCCGUGCUUCGCAAGACGAAGAGACUCGCGGAACGGAUUAAUUUCGUCUUGCGAGGCACCGCUGUAUGUUUGAAUCCACUGGUUCAGGUUCUCCCCUCUGGAGUAGCAGGAAACAAAGCUUGCUCUCUCACAAGGUGUGUGACUGAACCCACAUCUGUGCAUCUAGCACUCAACAGGUAUUCCUACACAAAUUACCAAGAGGUGUAGGAGCGUUUGGGUAAAAGAGUACAGUGGUACCUCGGGUUACAGACACUUCAGGUUACAGACUCUGCUAACCCAGAAAUAGUACCUCGGUUUAAGAACUUUGCUUCAGGAUGAGAACAGAAAUUGUGCAACGGCGGCGCAGCGGCAGAGGGAGGCCCCAUUAGCUAAAGUGGUACCUCAGGUUAAGAACAGUUUCAGGUUAAGAACGGACCUCCGGAACAAAUUAAGUUCUUAACCCAAGGUAUCACUGUAUUGGGAAAUGAUCCAUGAUGAAUUGAAAAAAAAAGGUUUUAAAAUACUUCCCCCCCCAAAACCAGAGUCCUUUCUGUUGAGAAUAACUCAGACUGAAAUUCCCAGGUGUCAAAAAUGGUUACCGUAUUUUUCUGUGUGUCAGACGUUGCUUUAAAAAAAUAGGCAAAAAUUGAGUGUUGUCUUAUACACGGACAGUGAAUGCAGAGGGGGGACGUGCGCUUAUUGGCAGCAGCAAGCAGGAGAUUGGCAGCGGCAAUUGGGUGGGUGAUUGGUGGCUGCGGCAAGGCCUGCUGGCGAUUGGCUGUGGCUGCUGCAAUUGGGCAGGUGAUUGAUGGCUGUGGUGAGGCAGGCGAUUGGCGGCUUGGGCAGGUGGGCUGUUGCUGGCGGUGAGCGGGCAGACGAGGUGUGCGAUCAGCAGUGGUGCGCAGACGGAUGAGCGAUUGGUGGAAGUCACCUCCCCCCCCCCAACAAAGCUAAACAGCUUAAUUUCUUAAUUUUUGGUUAAAAAAAUAGGGGUCAUCUUAUACACGAAAAAAUACGGUAUUUAUGUAUGCUACUACUGCAGCUCGUGUUUUGUUAGCCCCCAAAGGGAAGACGAGCAAGGUCCCAACCAAAGAAGAUUGGCAACUUAAGUGGACAGACUAUGCACAACUUGCAGACUUAAUAUGUAGAAUAAGAGAACAAGAAGAACAUACAUUUAAAGAAGAUUGGAAAACAUUUAUUGAAUAUAUGGAAAAUAAUUGUACAGCUGCAAACGCUGGCAGCAUUAAGAUACAUUCAACAGUAGAAAUCGGUUUUGAUGGAUGUAAUAAUGGAAAACCGAUCGGUAUAGUUUUUGUAAAAUAUGCAGGAAUUUAUGAUAUGCAAAAUGAACCAUGGAAAGAGAAGGGAAGUCAUUGAUAUCUUAAGCAUGGAAAAUGUUUAUCUGAAAUUGUAAAACAGAAAAUUUAAUAAAAAUCAUAUUUAAAAGGCAUGGCACACAAGGAGAAAGGAAAAGAAGGGAGGAGGAAAGAACAGUCUGAAGCCCGAGUUAUUAAAGUUCCACUUCUUCUACCACGGUUAAGAGCAGCAGCUCCCCACCGAUGUCUGUGGCAGUUCUGGAUCUCCUGCCCCUGAUAACGAGCUCUUUCCCCCACACGCCUGGAAGCAUUCGUCCUCCACAGACGAGACCCAGGGGCUAAGCAGGUGACCGUACCCAGUCUGGGACGCCACAGCAGAUUCUGUCGCACUGUAUGAGUCUUGAGGGCCGUUGGAAUCCUUGCAGCAGGAGGGUGGGAGCAUGGUGGGGCUGGUUGCCUGGUCCUCCCUGGGAGCGCUUUUCCUCUCAGGUCAGAUCCAGCAGAGCUGGCAAUGGGGAGCAAGGCAGCUCCAGCCACACAGCUCUUCCCUCAGGCAACUUAGUUAGAUUAUUAGGAUUUAGGAUGAGCUAGAUCAGACUCUGUACAUAAGGCGCCCCCGUGUAUUUCUACAGCUUACUGUGUUGUGUUGUGACUUUCAAAGGCACAACUGUUUUAAAAACAUGAACAAGUUAAUUCGGCGCCCCUCUUUUUCUAAACCCCAUGCAGGGACCCCGAGUUUGUUUUCUACGACCAGUUGAAGCAAGUAAUGAAUGCAUAUAGGUAAGUGCAAGCAACCUUGUCUUGUAUUUCUUUGCCCUGAGAUCAGAGGCCCCCUCAAAGGCCUGUGUUCUAGGGCUUGGCCUGUGUGGGGUGGGGAGGAAGAACUCUUAAUAUCAACCCCACAGAAAGAAUUGGGAAAUGUUCUGUGCAAAUUCCUCUUGGGCUCUUGCCCAGGAAUGUGGUCAGCCUUUUCUCCCACCUUGUGGUGCUGGCAUUGUCCUGCUUUGAAUACACAGGCUCUGAGGAUCUACCAGCCAAGGAGGAAGCUUCAAGAGAUUCCUCCUUCCUGCCCAGCCAUUAUGCUGCUCUCUCUUACACACUCUCACUCUCCAACCUAUCCAACCUAUCAAGGCAGCCUUCUCAAACUUGGGACUCGCCAGAUGUUAUGGCCUGCGAUGGCAUCAUCCCCAGCCAGCAGGUUGCAGAAGGGGUUAAAUAGGGGUUAAAUCCAGCAGACGGGGCUGGGUGCCCCCUGCCACGCACCAUCUGUUUCCCACCCAACAGAGGGGUCAGAAGCAAGCCUUCUCAGACUGGUGGUGUACCUGACCAUGAGCACAUUUCGUAGGAGAACAUGUGGGGAGGGGCAGACGCUCCAAAUUGGACACUCUUCUUUCCAGAGGGAGAAGAGGGGAGGGCACCCUGGGAGAGGAGCUGGGCCUUUCUGAGUAGCACCCACCUGAACAUGAGCAGCUCUGGCGGAGUAGAAAACAUUCCCCUCUUCAAAGGGUGACUUUGUAUUCCUGUUACUCAUUCACUUUGUAAUCCACCGAUUUCUGUGGAAGUAGUGCAGGAGGGCAUGAAGUGUGCGCUUUAAGGGACUCCGUAAUGUGCGCACGUCUAAACUUGGCUUGUUUUCCAGGGUCAAACCUGCCAUCUUUGAUCUCCUCCUGGCUCUCUGCAUUGCCGCCUAUCUCGGGGUAGCCUAUGUUGCUGUCCAGGUGAGUGUGCAACAGACCGUGGUGGCCUCUCUCAAGCAAAUUUCAGGAGGAAAUCAAGGCAGCUACUUUCUCUUUUCCCCAGGGCUUGUUUGAGUUGGGGCAAAGUCUAUUCAGAAGCUUCUUUUGCCACAUUUUUGAGUUUUGCCUCCACCUCUUAAUAGGUGCUGGCUUCCAUGCCUUUUCAUGAUGGAGGCUAUCUGUUAGCAGUUCAUUAAGCCAGAUUAAUGUGCACAGAGUCCUUUUUAACCUUUCCAAUCCUCACGUUUGCAAGGAAACUUGAAAACUUGCAGACGGAAAGGAAAACUAUUCAAGGGCUACAUUUUUUGUCCAUCCCGUUAUUUUCAUUUCAUUUCAUUUCAUGAAAUGUUCAAGAAGGACACUGACAAACUGGAAUGUGUCCAGAGGAGGGCAACCAAAAUGGUCAAAGGCCUGGAAACGAUGCCUUAUGAAGAACGGCUAAGGGAGCUGGGCAUGUUUAGCCUGGAGAAGAGGAGGUUAAGGGGUGAUAUGAUAGCCAUGUUCAAAUAUAUAAAAGGAUGUCACAUAGAGGAGGGAGAAAGGUUGUUUUCUGCUGCUCCAGAGAAGCGGACACGGAGCAAUGGAUCCAAACUACAAGAAAGAAGAUUCCACCUAAACAUUAGGAAGAACUUCCUGACAGUAAGAGCUGUUUGACAGUGGAAUUUGCUGCCAAGGAGUGUGGUGGAGUCUCCUUCUUUGGAGGUCUUUAAGCAGAGGCUUGACAACCAUAUGUCAGGAGUUCUCUGAUGGUGUUUCCUGCUUGGCUGGGGGUUGGACUCGAUGGCCCUUGUGGUCUCUUCCAACUCAAUGAUUCUAUGAUUCAUGCUCAGAACAAAUUUUGAGUUGUGUGCACAGUGUAAAUAGGAGUGAGACUUAACCGAGGAGAAUUUUAAACUCUGAACAGAUGAUUCUCCCCUGACUCUUCUAUAUCAAAUGGCUUUUUAAAAACUCCCCUCCAUUUUCGAUUUGCCGGGCAUUGUUUUGCUUUGGGGUGGGGUGCCAGAGAAAGAAAAAACAAGUGUAGAUUCCCAUUGGCCUUAUGGAACCACUUUCACAGUGCUCCAGAUCCUGGCAUACAAAUCAGGUUUUUGAGACAAUGGGGGUGAUCCACCCGAAGCCGCCUCCCUAACUUGAUAUGGGUGGGUGGGCUGGCCAAGGGUGGGGAAUUGAGCUAUAGCAAAGAAAGCCUUGCACCUCCCAUGGGACAUUUCAUGGCGGUGCAACAGACACGCCCCUCUUUUAAGGUACCGCUGUUGCAGAUGUGGCUGCAGCCUGCCGGAUUCGAAAACACUUCUCCCACCCCUUCUGCCCGUUUCAGCAUUCAUCUUGAAGAUACAGAGCCACCCACUCACUGUCUGUUUCUCUCUCUCUCUCUCUGCUUGUGUGCCCCCCUUCCCUGCCCCCCCCAGCACUUCAGUCUGCUUUUCAGGUUGGUGCAGAGACUGUCCCUGAAAUCCAAGCAACAGUGAAAUGGUUCCAGAGGCACCGCCGUUGGAAAUGAGCCCGUCCGGACCAGCGCCGCGUUGGAUGCUACUGCUGCUCGUUCCCUCGUUCCGUUUCGCGACACUGGAGCAGGAGGCAGAAGCCGAGACGGAAAACGCCCUUCCCACUCCCUUGCGUUUUGCGGGUCUGCCGUUGCUCUCCCCUCCCGCUCCCCCACCCCCUUCCUCGGGACAGAGCCCCAGGCGUUCUCACACACACACACACACACACACACACACACACUGCUUCCAGACUGAACAAUGGGUGUCUUCUUCUUUUUUUGUCUUCUCUUUCCUUCCUCCCGCCUUCCCUCGGAAAUCUUCCUCUGAGCAAAAAGACAUUUCCAUAAGUGCAAAGCUGCUGUACGAGAAGCAGGCAACAUAUGUGCCAUAGGUUUUAAGCUUUGGGGGUGGAAGCCUUGGGCUGGUGGGGUGGGUGGGGGCCCGCCUGUCAGAUGGAGAACUUGAAGGGGCUGCUUUGGGGGGGUCAGUUUGUGUUUUGUUUUGUUUUUUAAAAAAAGAUGUGCACAUGUAAAUUAAAAGAGAACUACUGCG